ACCUUACGGGGGAACACAAUGACUAGAAGUGUCAAGAAACGCACUUCUAAGUGGGAUUUGAAAGUAGAUACUGAUGUCCCUGCUGAAAGCAUACAUGACAAUACUUGGCCUGGUAAACCAGGCGAGUCCAUUCAUUAUAAAGAAUCAAGUUCAGGAUUGAAUUCUCUAAAGGUUUCUGGUAGUCAAGAUCCAAUGUGGUCGAACAUGGAGUCGAACAAAUCUGUGGAGCAAUUUCCUACAAAAAGAGGUGUAGAUCUGGAUGACAGCCUGAACAGAGACAUUGAUGAGAUUUCACAUAGCAUUACAGGAUGGGGUGGAGAUCAAAGUUGCAGUUCUAGCAUGUCUCCUGGUCUUGAUGCUUGGAGACAACAAAAUCAAAAACACUCCCCAAAGAGUAGUUGGAGAUCACUCAGGUGCAGGAGUAGGAGUAGGAGCCCGCUCCAUGGCUUUAAGCAGGAAUCAGAUCUCCUGAGAGAUGGAAGUAGCAGUGGAUCAGGAGUCUCAGCUACGACAUGUAAUGAUUUUGCUGCAGGCAGGUGUAGGAGAGGUAGUCAGUGCAGGUUUCUUCAUCAGGAUAGCAGUGAUUAUGAGGUUCGGAGGCACUCAGAACAUGGUCGAGCUGACAACUUGGGAGGCAGGCACGAUGAUGGUAGGCAUCUAGAAUGUGAUCGAGUGGAAAGAUGGAGAGGUAGGCCUGAGGAUAGUGGGAGUUCAGGAAGUGGUCCAGCGGGUAACUGGAGAAGCAGGAAUGAGAGAGGAUCAUUUUCGAGGCAUUCCAACAACGAUGAGCUACUUGAUUACUCCCAGGAUAUGAUUUCACAUGGUUAUGGGGACAGCGAGAAGCAUAAGCCUCCAAGGAACGACAGAUCUACCAAUCGCUGUAAUGAUUUUCUGAGAGACAAGUGUUGCAGGGGAUCAUCAUUUAAAUAUGCUCACCAUGAUGUCUUAGGUGAUGGACAUGGUGGAUGGUCUAAAAAAGAUGUGACAAGAGACUGGGUCCAUGACAAAAGGGAGGCACAUGAGUAUGAUCAUGGACGUAGAACCUUUAGAAAUAAUGGUAUUCCUUGCAAGUAUUUUGCCGCUGGAAAUUGCCGCAAUGGGGCACAUUGCAGGUUCUCUCAUGAUGGUGCAGAACAUUGCAGUCCUGAAGACAGGUCUCAGGGUGAUAGGUGGGGCCAUAAUUUGGAUACUGAGGAGAAGUCAUGUGGAGUUCCAAACUGGAGUGAUACUGCAGCGGCCCCAGAUGUAGCCAAGGAUGAUAGCUGCAGGUGCAAUGUGGACGAUAAAGACAAUUCAUUUCGUGGUCCCAAAUGGAGUGAUACAGCAAUUGGCUCUGAUGUUGCCAAGGAUCACAGGUGGGGCCAUAAUUCAGACAUUGAACCAAAUUCAUGGAGAGAUCCAAACAUGAGUGACGCAGCAGCCGGCUCUGAUGUUGCCCAGGAUGAUAAGUGGGGCCAUAGUUUGGGUAAUGAACCUAAUUCAUGGGUAGGUCCAAAAUAUAGUGACACAGCAGCUGCACCUGAUGUUGCUAAGUCUCCUCACUGUAGGACCAACUGUGGGGAUGGACAAGUGGGUUUUUAUGAACCAUGGGCUACUAAGAGGCCUAAAGAUCAGUGGGGCCAUAGUUCUGAUAAUGAGAACAGACCAUGGGAAGGUCCAAUGCGGAGUGACAAAGCAGUUGGCCAAAUCAUGUUUAGGACUCCACAUCCGAGUGAAAAUAAUGGUGCAAGCAUGAGCAUUCCUGAAUCAAUUGUUGGUAGCAAACCACUUGAUGUUGCUGAUACUUCUGCUGCAGCAGCUGUCAUGGAGCGGUAUCCUUUCUACAUUGAAAAAAAAGAACACAGACAGUUUCCAGAAGAUUCACAAUCUCGAACUCCAUAUGGGAUCUAUUUACCCACCCUUGAACACAAGACAAGUCAAGAAGUUUUACAGCAACAUCUCAGUUUGAGAGGAGAUACUGUUAUUGCGUUCCCCUACAGAGAUAGCGAUAUUCUGCCUAUGCUUCCCAUGCCUGGGCAAAGAUUCAAUCAUGAUGACCAGAGUGGAAGGAGUUCAAGCUUUAACAUGAUUGGGCAGAGUGAACAAAUAGUCCCUCCACACCCUUCAAGUGGACAAACUUUGAACCUUAGCGGGAUAAAACAGACAAUUAUGCCCGAGUCAUCUUCAAAUAAACAAGGUCAAACACUAGUUCAUAUGGGUGGGCAUAUUACUAAAUCUGAAACAGAGGAUGCCAAAACAUCAAAAGUAACUUCUUUAGCUCUGCUUACUCAUAAUGUAGUAACCAGUGAGCAGGCAAUGAAUACCCUUUCAGCGUCAUUGGCUCAGAUAUUUGGAAAUGGGCAGCAGCUUCCACUAUUAUAUGCUGCUUUAAACCCCCCUAAUUCUAUUGGCUUGGUUCCUUCCCAACAAAGCCCUGCAGCAAUGAGCACAGCAGUUACUUUACUGCCCAAUGAUCCUAAUCAAAUCACCUGGUCUCAAAAGCCAUAUGAUCCUAGGGUCAGCAUUGAAUCAAGCAGGCUUGUCACCAGUAACCAACCCCCAGGGUUUUCAUCAAGUCCUUUUGAACAGAAUAAAGUAGCUGAACAAAUGCCUUUGAAAAGUUCUUUUCCAUCAUGGCUUAAGAAUAAAUCUUCCGAUGACACACUUAAGCAUGAGUCUCAGCAGCUGGAGACAGUUGCAGCAUGUGAGGCUGUGGUAAAGAAUGAUAAAGCUGAUCAGGGAAAUAAGGAAGAAAAUAUUCAUUCGGAGGACAUGAAUGUUGAUGGUCAUGUUGAUGAAGAAUGCAAAAGGAAGAAGGACUCGAAGGCUAUGCGCAUGUUAAAAUUUGCACUAGUGGAGUUUGUUAAGGAGAUUCUAAAGCCCACAUGGAAAGGAGGACAAAUGAGCAAGGAGGUUCACAAAACCAUAGUAAAGAAAGUUGUUGAUAAAGUGAUUGGUACAAUUGAAGAAGCUCAUGUCCCUCAGACACAAGAGAAAGUCGAUCAAUAUCUGUCAUUUUCUAAACCCAAGCUUAUGAAACUUGUACAGGCAUAUGUGGAAAGGUAUUUGAAGAGUGACCAUGCUGGAAAACCUUAAUUGUUACUUCUUGUUGUAUCAAACAUGAUAAUAGGACAAAUCAUGGGUUUUUUAUUGUAUAUUGUGGUCUUAGCUUCCUUGACUGUAGCAGUAUGAUUUUGUGUAUUUCCCCUUUUAUAUAUGUGCUCCCUGAGGCACCUCAUUUUAUUAGAGGGCUCACCUUUUCUGGAGAAAGCAUUUCUUCCAGUGAUUUGGGAAUCUUGUUUUAGUCAAUGUUAGCUAAAGUUCAGAUUGCAUAUUGAGAACUUCAUGCCUGCUAGUUCAAUGGAUAUGGUUCUUUUUUCUCUCC
Molecule: messenger RNA, 3364 nt
Organism: Macadamia integrifolia
Lineage: Eukaryota; Viridiplantae; Streptophyta; Magnoliopsida; Proteales; Proteaceae
Product: zinc finger CCCH domain-containing protein 55-like
Exons: 3
Coding region: 19-3075 (1018 amino acids)
Molecular function (GO): metal ion binding
Source: RefSeq, a predicted model, not a curated record